GACACCACAAAAAAGAUGAGGGUCCAAGGAGGCAGGCGGAGACCUCGUUCCCGGGGGCCCAGAGCCUGCGCCAGCCCAAGGGCGGUCCAUGCGCCGCCUCCUUGCGCUCUUCGUCAGACGGCGGCGGCGGUUACUGCUUCCGAGGUCAUUUUACCCGGACGUAUCUUUAGGGUGCAGACCCGGAGAGCGCCUGCGGGAGCGGGCCAGCCAACCAGCGCCCAAACUUCGGGGCAAAUGACUCCCGUCUGCCCUCGCCCGGCUCUCGGCUACCAUUUCUUUCCGUGUUUGCUCCGCUCAGUGUUUAAAGACACGCGCAGCGCAGCGCCGAGAGCAGAGGCCGCGGGGCCGCCCCGGCCGCUGUCCAGCACUCGCAGCCUGAGUCGGGGCUGCCGCGGCGCCAGUAAUGUCGGGGCCCAGACUGAUAGGACACCCCUUGCAGGGAGUGGGGAGGCUGGGAGCCCGGCCGCCCCUCCCCAGGGCCGCCCAGCGACACCCACCAUCUCCCCCAGCAAGCGGGCUCGGCCUGCGGAGGACGCCAUGCGGCUCCGCUUUGUCCGGCUCUCGGAGCACGCCACCGCCCCGAGCAAGGGGUCCGCGCGGGCCGCGGGCUACGACCUGUACAGUGCCUAUGAUUAUACAGUACCACCUAUGGAAAAAGUCCUUGUGAAAACGGACAUUCAGAUAGCUCUUCCUUCUGGGUGCUAUGGAAGAGUAGCUCCCCGUUCUGGCUUGGCUGCGAAACACUUCAUAGAUGUAGGAGCUGGCGUCAUAGAUGAAGAUUAUAGAGGAAAUGUGGGUGUUGUACUAUUUAAUUUUGGCAAAGAAAAGUUUGAAGUCAAAAAGGGUGAUCGAAUUGCACAGCUCAUUUGUGAACGGAUUUUUUAUCCAGAAAUAGAGGAAGUUCAGGUUUUGGAUGACACUGAAAGGGGUUCAGGAGGUUUUGGUUCUACUGGGAAGAAUUAAAACUUAUGCCAAGAAUAGAAAAUGAGAAAACAUACUUUUCUUAAAAAUAAAGAGUCUUUGCUUAAGGUGUUUUGGUGUUUUAUACUUUUGUAAACUUACUAGUGUUACCUACUAAAACUGGUUGUCUUAGGAUUAAUUAAGGAAAAGAUACCUCAGUUGGGGUCACAAAGGAACUUACUUGCUUGUGUUUUUAUACAUUUGAAUGUUGUAUAAAUCUGUGUGGUGACCUAAUACAAAGUGUUUCUUUUUUUUAAUGGAAUGUAUAUCAAUUACAGAUCCAAAACUCCCUGUAUUAUUUAAUUCACUAAAUGCUGCUUCUCAGCUUAUUAAAUUGCUUUGUAAAUCAUAA
Messenger RNA from Neofelis nebulosa (Clouded leopard), 1312 nucleotides. It is a transcript of the gene DUT, whose product is annotated as deoxyuridine triphosphatase. Gene Ontology annotation, molecular function: dUTP diphosphatase activity; magnesium ion binding. Gene Ontology annotation, biological process: dUTP catabolic process; dUMP biosynthetic process. Lineage: Eukaryota; Metazoa; Chordata; Mammalia; Carnivora; Felidae. The transcript has 7 exons. The record is from RefSeq and is a predicted model, not a curated record. Bases 16 to 963 code for a protein of 315 amino acids.